UACUCUUGAAGUUUUUCACGAUUUCUGUGUGCUUAUCAUCGGAGGCAAACUUUCAAGGCUCCCUUUAUUUUUUCGAGGGUCUCUUUUUUUUCAAACCCCAGGAAGAAACUUUCGUUGAAGAAAAAGAGAAGGAGGCUUUCAAUGAAAAUGUAUCACCGCAUGAAAAAGAGUUUUCUGUUGAAAAUAACCACAGUAAUAAACAGGAAAUGAUACAUACAAUGAAGGAGAACACUGAACUUGUAAUUCACUUGAAAACUCAUACAGGAGAAAAGCCGUUCAGUUGUAAAAUUUGUACAAAAUAUUUCAGUAGUGCUAGUAAAUUGAGUAAGCAUGAAAAAACUCACACAGAGGAAAAACCGUUUCAAUGUGAUGUUUGCCAAAAAUCUUUCAUUCGUAGUUCAGGUCUCGUAAUUCACUCAAUAACUCAUACAGGAGAAAAGCCGUUCAAAUAUAAAAUUUGUUCAAAAUUUUUCACUAAUAGGAGAUAUUUGAGUGAGCACAAAAAAACUCACACGGAGGAAAAACCGUUUCAGUGUGAUAUCUGCCAUAAGUCUUUUAUUCGUAAAUCAGUUCUCAUAAUUCACUCAAAGACUCAUACAGGAGAGAAACCGUUCAGUUGUAAAAUUUGUACAAAAUCUUUCAGUGAUCUUAGUAAUUUGAAUCAACACAAAAAACUUCAUACUGAGGAAAAACUGUUUCAGUGUGCCAUCUGCUCAAAGUCUUUCAUUCAUAAGGAAAAGCUUAUAAAUCAUUUAAGGACUCAUACAAGCGAAAAGCCUUUCAAAUGUAAACUUUGUUCAAAAUAUUUCGCUAAUAGAAGGUAUGCAAGUGAGCAUGAAAAAACUCACACGAGGAAAAGAUCGUUACAGUGUGAUAUCUGCCAAAAAUCUUUUAUUCGUAAAUCAGUUCUCAUAAUUCACUCAAGAACUCAUACAGCAGAGAAACCGUUCAGUUGUAAAAUUUGUAGAAAAUCUUUCAGUAAACUUAGUAAUUUGAAUAAACACAAAGAAAUGCACAAGGGGGAAAAAUAGUUUCGGUGUCAGAUGUGCUCAAAAUCUUUUAUACAUAAAGAAAGUCUUAAAUUCACUUAAGCACUCAUCCAGGGUGAAAUUUGUAUGAAAUCUUUCAAUAAUC
Leptinotarsa decemlineata (Colorado potato beetle) is the source of this 1134-nucleotide messenger RNA. RefSeq names its product gastrula zinc finger protein XlCGF71.1-like. The record is from RefSeq and is a predicted model, not a curated record. Lineage: Eukaryota; Metazoa; Arthropoda; Insecta; Coleoptera; Chrysomelidae.